Aspergillus homomorphus CBS 101889 is the source of this 2045-nucleotide messenger RNA. Its product is annotated as glycoside hydrolase family 76 protein. Gene Ontology annotation, biological process: fungal-type cell wall biogenesis; carbohydrate catabolic process. Gene Ontology annotation, molecular function: mannan endo-1,6-alpha-mannosidase activity. Lineage: Eukaryota; Fungi; Ascomycota; Eurotiomycetes; Eurotiales; Aspergillaceae. The coding region runs from base 277 to 1647 and encodes 456 amino acids. The transcript is spliced from 4 exons. The record is from RefSeq and is a predicted model, not a curated record.
GCUGCGGCCAGACGCCAUCAUCUUCUCACUCUCACUGACACAAACGCACUUCCUCUCUCCUGUCCCGUCCUGAGCCGUUCUUGAUUCUAUCCUUUUUUGUCCGACCCUUUUCCCUCUUUCCCCCUCCCCCCCUCGAUCGUUCCGCCUGUUUGGCUUCAUUCCCCGCUGGUCAAUUGUGACCUUCCUUCGUUCCUCUGGUCUCCUCUUCACUUUCUCUUCACCUCCCCUUGCCGCUCGUUUCUCUCUCUUCGUCUCCCGGAGUCGCCGCCUCGCACCAUGCGCUUCCUCCAUGGUGCUCUCCAUGGGGCCCUGCUUUUGAACGCCGCUCUCUUCGGCCAUGUUACCUAUGCUAUCGAUAUCGAUAUCAACAGUGAAUCAUCUAUAAAGGCUGCGGCUAGCCAGUCUGCACACGGGUCGAUGACAUGGUACCACGGCAACGAAACUGGUCAAAUUCCUGGUGCCUUCCCCACCAAAUGGUGGGAAGGCAGUGCUCUGUUCAUGAGUCUGCUUCUAUACUAUUUCUACACCGGGGACACCACCUACAACGAUGAGAUUCGCAAAGGCAUGCAGUGGCAAGCGGGGGAUUGUGAUUACAUGCCGUCCAACUACAGUAGUUAUCUGGGUAACGACGAUCAAAUGUUCUGGGGUCUCGCAGCCAUGACCGCCGCUGAAAUCAACUUCGCCGAUUCGACCGACGGAUAUUCCUGGCUUGCUCUCGCUCAGGGAGUAUACAACACGCAGGUCGCUCGCUGGGACUCGUCGAAUUGUGGAGGUGGUCUACGCUGGCAAAUUUGGCCAUACGAAGCUGGUUACAACAUGAAGAACUCCAUCUCGAACGGAGGAUUGUUUCAGCUGGCCGCCCGUCUCGCCCGCUACACGAACAAUGAUACGUAUGCCGAUUGGGCCGAGAAGAUCUUCGAUUGGUCAGCCUCCGUCCCUCUCUUGAACAAUGAAACCUGGAACGUCGCGGACUCGACCGAUAUCGAUAAUGGAUGCACAACGCAGGGAAACAACCAGUGGUCCUACAACUAUGGAGCAUAUCUGAUGGGCGCCGCAUACAUGUACAACUACACGGGCAAGGCCAAAUGGAAGACCGCCGUGGAUGGCCUUUUGAACGUGACUCUGACUACAUUCUUUCCGGCUAAAUAUGGCGGCAAUAUUAUGUCCGAGGAACUUUGCGAACCCUUGGAGGUUUGUAACGAUAACGAAAUUCUCUUCAAGGGCCUGGUUAGCGGUUGGCUCGGAUUUGUGGCUUUGGUCGUUCCCUCGACGUACGACCAGAUCUUGCCGAAGUUGCAGGGCUCCGCCGAGGCCGCUGCGGCCUCCUGCAGCGGCAUGAAUAACAACACUUGUGGCGUGCGGUGGUAUCCGAAGAAGUGGGAUGGUUGGAAUGGAAUGGAGGAAGAAAUCGCCGUCACCAAUAUCCUUUCCUCUGCCCUCAUCACUUCCAAGAAGACCGGCCCGGUGACCUCUGAUACGGGUGGCAACAGUACAAGUAAUCCGAAUGCCGGUAAAGGCGACACCACCGGUGAUAAGACUACCAGCCGGGCGAUCACCGCCGGUGACAAGGCGGGUGCAUCUAUUUUGACGAUUGUUUUUGUUGGUGCCUGGGGUGGCAUGAUUGCUUGGAUGCUCUUCGGAGGUUAGGUUUCAGCCCCGCACGACUUAAUAUUGCGGCUUCUAUAUACCACGUGGUGGUCAUUUGCCACUCUUACAUAUUCAUCUUCUGCUUUGUUUUCGAGGGCUGCUCUCUCUCUUCUUUGGUUUAUAUUCCCGCUGGGUUCGAUGAUCGGGUACAUAAUGUUUUAUUGAAAGGCGUAAUGUCUAUAGGUCUUGUGGAAUCUGUCUUGGGAAGCCUUGGCCGGUCAAAUAUAUGACUGUAUAUAUAGAAGUGUUAAUUCAGUAUACCUGAGGUGGUCACCAACCUGUCUUCCUUACUCCCCGUCAGUCCCUCCCUGAAGGGUGGUGGAUUAUAUAAUGACACGAACUGCGGAGGAGUGGGGCUGACCUAAUCGACGCUGAUUGGACCAAGUGGUUAGGGCGGC